GUGAUGCUGCCGAAGGUAAGCGCCAUUGAUUCCACAUCGACUCGGGCAGCGAAUCACAGAAGCCAGAAGCCAGACUCCGUUCAAAGGGAGCCCAGCCUGGGCUUGUGCCCAAUUUUUCCCAAAAGAAAGACAUCAAAUUUGAUGAACAGCAAGGUAGUGUGCACUUGCAAGCGCAACUCUAAGUUGAAGCCUAUCAUGGAUAAUUCGAAUAGGAGAAUGUCUUCUAUUAAGGUAGACACCAACCUGGAGAAAACUAUAACAGUGAAAAAGUAUGUCUGGAAUAUGGAUGAUAACGGGGGUCUUCCAUUGGUCAACAAUGAGAGAUCACUAAAAAGACAUUGGCACUUUACUAACAAAUUAUGUUCAUGUCAGCCUGCUGGAUAUCAGGAGCAUUAUGCACAAGGCCAGCAGCAGAUAAGUGACACAGAAAUGCAGAGACAGACCCUGCUGGUGAAGAAAUAUCUGCUAAUUUACUCCAAUGCAAAAAGAAGUGAAGAUAAAUUUCCAUAUCAAGCCCUUAAGAUAAGUGCUCUACGCAAUACUAAACCACACCACCAAAGUUCCACUGAGAAGUCUGAUGUUUUGAAUGAUCAUCCUGGUUUGUCCUGCCACUCGAGUUUACAUACCCCAGGACAUCAGCUGCCAAAUUCAGAUAAAGAAGCAGAAAUGAAUCUUUGUGAUGUCACUUUACAACAGAAUACGUGUGCAUCUGCGGUCAAGCUGCCAGAAAGUAGUCAUCCUUCAGAGGAUCUUCAGCUCUCAGAGACAGAAGCCGACCUAAGUCUACAAACCUUAAAUGAGCCAGUGUUGUGUCCUCAGAUGAGUAAAGAACUAUCUUAUAAAGAACAACUCCACUUGGAAAUGAAGUUUCGUCAUUUGUGGGGGAAGAAUUUUGGGAAAAUUCCAUUCCACAAUCUUCAGAGUAGCUUCUCGACCAAAUUGAAUCCAAGCCAGCUAUUAUUUAUAAAGAAGGUUUAUGAGAUGACUUGCUACAGUAGCACAUUUGGACUGGAAGAGUGCAUGGUGCUGCACAGUUUAUCCACUUUCAUUGGAAAACUCAGCGCAAAACUACAGUUUACUUAUGAUAACCUGAAUCCUGAAACAUGUGAGAAUGGAAUGGUGAAGUACAUGAACCUUUUCUGCAGUAUUGACCGACAAAAGAAAGGAUUUAUUAGUAUUGCUUCACUGCAACAGAUUCUGGAGGCUGGACUGGAACUGGAUUUAAGCAACCAUCACAGGUCAUCAUGGGAGCAGAUGCUUACAGACUUGCAACUGGAAGAAACUGAACCUGUGAGCAGACUUCAAUACCUGGCAUAUAUUCCAUUUUUUCUUUCUUUGGAAAAUGGGAGUUUGGAUUGCAUACCAUCAGAUUCUUCACUUACAUAAACCUUCCAUUGAUUAACUUAAAAAAUGUAGUGUUUGUGUCUUAUUAUGAAAAGAAGAGAACUAAGCUUUAUAACGUAUUCAUUGUCAAGCUAGUAUAAUCCCAGAUUUAAAAAUGACACAAAAUGGUGUGGGACCAGCAUUUGUUAAUGGCUGGUGUUGCAGAAAUAGACUAUAAGCACCGUUUUUAAUUUGAGACUUUUAUACUUUUUUAUAAUUGCAAUACCGUACUGUCAUAAUAACUGGCAGUAUUUGCCAUAAACUGAUUUUAGGUUGUCAUGUGACUGUUGUAUUAAGCUUGAAGAAAACAAAAGUGAGGACAGGCAAUCUGUUUUAUUUAAUCUUGAGGAAGGAGAUACAAAGCAGAGUCUUUGCAAAGGGAAGUCAAUAUGAAGCAUAAGGGUGAGGGUUACUGUGUCCCUUCUUAAGAACUACUUGUGACACUUGUAAAUUUGGUUGCACUCCAUUGAAUAAAUCAAUACACGUGAAUACAGGAUAUUUCCCAUGAUGUGAAAACGUAUGUGUCUUGUUUAUUUUAUCAUGAUCAUUAUCAAGUGUGACAAUUAUUGUAAAAAUAACUGAAUAUUUGUUAACUAAAUGUACCCCUCUCUAUGAAACAAAAAUGAAUUUGUAACCCAAUUGAAGAUACAUAAUAAAAUUGUAUUUGCAAAA
This is a messenger RNA of Polypterus senegalus (gray bichir), 2055 nucleotides long. RefSeq lists its product as uncharacterized. The transcript is spliced from 16 exons. The coding region runs from base 4 to 1386 and encodes 460 amino acids. Lineage: Eukaryota; Metazoa; Chordata; Cladistia; Polypteriformes; Polypteridae. The record is from RefSeq and is a predicted model, not a curated record.